Molecule: messenger RNA, 2744 nt
Organism: Tripterygium wilfordii
Lineage: Eukaryota; Viridiplantae; Streptophyta; Magnoliopsida; Celastrales; Celastraceae
Product: zinc finger CCCH domain-containing protein 22-like
Exons: 9
Coding region: 151-2220 (689 amino acids)
Molecular function (GO): RNA binding; metal ion binding
Source: RefSeq, a predicted model, not a curated record
CCCAUUAUAAUUAUUGUUUCUUUUAAUAAAAGUCCACAACUUUCACUUCUUUGCUCUACUUUCUUUCAUCAUUUUCCUUCCCCACUCAGCCACUCUCUUUCUUUCUCAACAAAGUGAAGUUCUUUUUUUUUUUUUUGUUUUGUUGCUUCCAUGGAUUCCUACGAGGCAACAAGGAAGGUUUUCUCUAGGAUCCAGAGUUUAGACCCAGAAAAUGUCUCCAAAAUCAUAGGUUACCUUCUCUUACAAGACCAUGGAGAGAAGGAAAUGAUAAGAUUGGCCUUUGGACCUGAGGCUCUUGUGCACAAUCUCAUCUUCAAAGCCAAAACUGACUUGGGUCUCUCACUCUCCUCUUCUCCAACCACACCCAUCUCUAGACCCAAUAGUAACCCCCUCUCCAGAUCAUCAUCAUCAAUCACCAUGAGCAAUGGCUCAAGCUUUGAAAUUACUAACAACAACCCAUCUUCUCCUUCUAAUAAUCCUUGGCCUCCCUCUGUUUUCUCCUCGGAUCUUAACAACCCCAUGAGUCCCAGCUCCAAUUCUUCGCGUUCUUAUGCAAGUAUGGUCAGUGGAAAUUGUAACACGGUCUCUGGAUCUUUUUCUUCCUCUGUUUCCUCGUUCUACAACAAUGGGAGUGACCUAAUUGACGAGUACCAGCUUGAAGACCAGCUUUCUUACCUUACUGAUUCGAAAGCAGAUGAGGUGUUUGAUCCAAGACUUGAACUAUCAGUGAAUAGUCCAACUGGUUACAACGACACCCACCUGCACAGGCGAAGCUAUUCUGUUCCUGGUGUCUGUUUCGGCUCCGAAGAUGCGAGCUCCGGAUUCGGAUGGAAGCCAUGCUUGUACUUCGCUAAAGGAUUUUGCAAAAACGGUAGUAGUUGUCGGUUUCUCCAUGGAGAUUCCACCGAUGGUACUGCCAUUGUUGGUUCACCAAGUAAGCUUAGUGAAUUUGAGCAGUGUCAGGAGCUACUUAAAUCAAAGUCUGCUUUAGCUCAGCAGCAGCAUCAGAAGUUAGCUGCAGCUUCACAGUUCAUGAGUGGAACUUCAUUUCCUUAUAACAAGUGCAUGAAUUUUUUCCUUCAACAACAACAAAGUGACUCUCCAAGAUCACCAGCAGCUGCUGCAUUAAUGAUGGGGGAUGACCUUCACAAGUUUGGCCGAUGCCGGCUGGAGAGGAACGGAUUUCCGGCGAUGGGGUUUGGAGAUGCAAUGAACAACCCAGGUUCUAGGCAGAUUUACUUGACAUUUCCUGCUGAUAGUACAUUCAGAGAAGAAGAUGUUUCAAAUUACUUCAGCAUUUAUGGACCAGUUCAAGACGUGAGGAUUCCUUAUCAGCAGAAGAGGAUGUUUGGGUUUGUUACAUUUGUGUAUUCAGAGACUGUGAGGAUAAUAUUGGCCAAAGGGAACCCACAUUUUGUCUGUGAUUCCAGGGUGCUUGUUAAACCUUACAAGGAGAAAGGGAAAGUGCAGGAAAAGAAGCAACAGCACUUUGAUAGGGGAGACUAUUCAGCAUGUCCAAGUCCGUCCGCGCUUGAUUCCAAAGACCCAUUUGAUCUCCACCUUGGACCAAGAAUGUUUUACAAUACCCAAGAGAUGUUGCUGAGGAGGAAACUGGAGGAACAUGACUUGCAGCAAGCAAUUGAGCUGCAAGGGAGAAGACUCAUGAACUUGCAACUCAUGGACCUCAAGAAUCAACGUGAUUACCAAUUCCGCCAUGGUUUAUCCACUAGCUCUCCCAUACCCUCACCAACUCUCAGCCGCACACCCAAUGGCCAAGCCCCCAACUUUUCACUUUUUGGCAUUGAUCAGAAAAUCCCAGAAGAAAAUAGCAGUAGCCCAGUUGCUAUUGUAACUCAAACUGAUGUUGCAGAAGCUCAGCAGGCAAUGAAUUCAGCUUGCAGCCUCAAAAAUGGCAAUGGCACUGGCAAUAAUAGUAAUGGAGAAGACAACAAAUCUAACAUUGAAGAUGGUGAUCUCCAUGAGAGCCUAGAGCACAUUCUCCCUGAUAACCUCUUUGCUUCUCCCAAGAAAUCAACCAGUGAUCACCUCACUGUCUUCUCCACUGCUACAAUAUUAGAGGUGGAUCAGAAUAAUACAGCUGCAGUUUCAGCUUCUAACAGUAACUCUUGUUUACUCUCACAAACCAAUAUGGCUCCUCUUAGGUCAUGUUUCCUUCAAAUUCCCAGGUUUUCGUCUGAUUCUGGAAACAUUGGCAUGUAGUUAGUAAAAGAUGAGCACUUGCCUUUGUUAAGGGAAACAUUUAACUCUGGACAAAAGUCAGCUUAGCUGUAUAGCUCAAAAAACUAUACUUCUCUCACUACAAAGAGAGAGAUUAUCAGUAGACAAGAUAUCGGCAAGAUCACCAUCAUCAUCAUCAACACAUAAUCUACUUACAAUCAAUACAUAAUAUUGCAUACAUAAAAAGGACAGAUGAACUGAUUUAUGAGAGUGGGGUUUCUAAUCUCUAUGUAGCUGUGUGUCUGUGAAUGCUGGACCACACACAGCAAUUGCAGAACAAUCAAACAAAGAAGGCUAGUAAAUCUCUUUAUCCUCUAAAUGUAAUUUUACUUGUUUUCUCUUUCUUUGUUUACUGAUAAAGAAAUGAACUUUUCUAUGAAUUAGAACUAGAUCUCUAUGUCACUAUUUGUACAGAAGUAGAGCCAAUGAGUUUAUAAAGUUACUGUAAGCCACAGGAGCACAACUCCUAUCCUGAUAUGGAGACCCAGAAAGGAAAAGUUAGUAGA